Hippopotamus amphibius kiboko is the source of this 849-nucleotide messenger RNA. RefSeq names its product olfactory receptor 5K1-like. The record is from RefSeq and is a predicted model, not a curated record. Gene Ontology annotation, biological process: sensory perception of smell; G protein-coupled receptor signaling pathway. Bases 1 to 849 code for a protein of 282 amino acids. The transcript has a single exon. Gene Ontology annotation, cellular component: membrane. Gene Ontology annotation, molecular function: olfactory receptor activity; G protein-coupled receptor activity; odorant binding. NCBI's taxonomy places the organism in Eukaryota, Metazoa, Chordata, Mammalia, Artiodactyla, Hippopotamidae.
AUGACUAAGGAUAACCUCUCCUUGACAACUGAGUUCAUCCUCAAAGGAUUUACAGAUCACCCAGAGCUGAAGACCCUUCUGUUUCUGGUGUUCCUCACCAUCUAUCUGAUCACCAUAGUGGGAAAUCUUGGCCUGGUGGCAUUGAUAUUCACAGAGUGUCGUCUUCACACACCAAUGUACAUCUUUCUGGGUAAUCUCGCUCUAAUGGAUUCCUGUUGUUCCUGUGCCAUUUCCCCCAAAAUGCUAGAGAACCUCUUUUCUAAAGACAGAAUGAUUUCCCUCUAUGAAUGCAUGGCACAGUUUUAUUUUCUCUGCCUCGCUGAAACUGCAGACUGCUUUCUCCUGGCAGCAAUGGCCUAUGAUCGCUAUGUGGCCAUCUGCAACCCACUGCAGUACCACACCGUGAUGUCAAAGAAACUCUGCAUUCACAUGAUCACAGGAGCAUACAUAGCUGGAAACCUGCGUUCCAUGAUUCACAUAGGGUUUCUGUUUAAGUUAACUUUCUGUGGGUCUCAUCAAAUCAAUCACUUCUUUUGUGAUGUUCUUCCAUUAUACAGACUCUCCUGUGUGGAUCCUUACAUCAAUGAAUUGUUGAUAUUUAUCUUUGCCAGGUCAGUUCAAAUCUGCACUAUUACCAUAGUAAUAAUCUCUUAUCUUUGCAUCCUUUUCACAAUUUUUAAAAUGAAAUCCAAAGAGGGAAAAGCUUUAUCAACUUGUGCAUCCCACUUUCUCUCUGUCUCAAUAUUCCAUUGUUCUCUUCUCUUCAUGUACAUUCGACCGAAUUCAGUUAAAGAAGAAGAAAAAGAUAUACCCAUUGAUGUUUUUUAUACUAUACUUAUUCCUUUUUAA